Molecule: messenger RNA, 4617 nt
Organism: Topomyia yanbarensis
Lineage: Eukaryota; Metazoa; Arthropoda; Insecta; Diptera; Culicidae
Product: excitatory amino acid transporter 3-like
Exons: 5
Coding region: 403-1848 (481 amino acids)
Biological process (GO): L-glutamate transmembrane transport
Cellular component (GO): plasma membrane
Molecular function (GO): neutral L-amino acid transmembrane transporter activity; L-glutamate transmembrane transporter activity; glutamate:sodium symporter activity
Source: RefSeq, a predicted model, not a curated record
UCUCAGGUGCACACGUGUUAGUCAAAAGCUUCCAAAUAAGUACUUACUUCUAUCCUCCCAGUGCUUGCGAACCUUUGGAUCGAUCAAGUGGAAACUUCGACCUGCAGCGUGUAGGUUUCGAUCGCAUUUAAAUACAUGCAACGGCUAUUUCGUGUGGUGUGUGGCGUUGGUUUCGAUUGGACUUCUUUGCGACCAUCACGGUUUUAUUACCGGUUCCAAACAUAAUUGGCAGCGGAGUAAUCGCGCGUAUGUAUAAAGAACAAAAAAAAGUGAAAGUUACUCUUUCAAAAAGAAAUCGAAAGGCGUUAGAACUCUAGGAAAACAAUCCUGAGUCAGAGAGUUGUGCAGUUGGUUCUGGCAGCUUUUUUUGCGUCUCACGAGUCUACAACUUAAUCCACCAUAAUGAGAAGGGAACGACUGCAAAUGUUCCUGAAGGAGAAUCUCCUAACAUUGCUUACCAUCAGCGGUGUCAUUGUUGGCAUCGUGCUUGGGAUAGGGCUACGUGAAGUUCCAGCGGAGGGAGAAAAAUGGUCGCCACGAGACGUUUCGUAUAUCAAUUUUGUCGGAGACAUUUUCUUGCGAAUGCUCAAAGCGUUAAUUUUACCAUUGAUAAUAACGUCGCUAAUUUCUGCCGUCGGUUCCUUAGACUUGUCAUUAUCUGGAAAAAUCGGUGGUAGGGCUGUGCUAUACUACAUAACCACAACUAUCAUGGCCGUUAUUCUGGGCAUUGUUUUGGUAACGGUUAUCCAACCUGGCAAAGGGGCGGAUGCUUCCAGCGGAGAAGUAACAGCUGAAACAAGAAAUGUCACAACCACAGACACGCUACUAGAUUUAGUUCGGAAUAUGUUCCCACCGAAUCUGGUGCAAGCAUGCUUGCAGCAAUUUCAAACAGUGCUAACGCCUCCCAAGAGUAACCCUAACGAACCGGAUCUUGAUAGGUGGAUCGUUGGUGGCAAGUAUACCGAUGGGAUGAACAUCAUUGGUCUAGUAGUUGCGGCGAUUGUGUUUGGAAUAGCUUUGAGUGCUCUCAAAGAAGAAGUACAAGUUGUGCUUACAUUUUUUCAACAGCUAUCGCAUGUGGUAAUGAAGGUUACUGGAUGGGUUAUUUGGUUAUCGCCCAUUGGUGUACUGUUUUUGAUAACGGCAAAACUCCUGGAAAUGGACGACCUCGGAGUCGUAUUUGGCAAGUUGGGUCUUUACUUUGCUGUGACUGCUGGGGGCAUACUAUUCCACGGAUUCGUGAUACUGCCGACGCUGUUUUUCGUUUUCACCCGUAAGAACCCGGUUCGGUUUGUGGCCAACAUGAGUCAAGCGCUUGCAACUGCUUUUGGGACAUCAUCCAGUUCAGCAACACUUCCGGUCACUAUGCAGUGUUUAGAGGACAAGAAUCACAUCGAUCCACGAGUAUCGCGAUUUGUACUACCAAUUGGUGCAACGAUUAACAUGGACGGCACCGCUUUGUAUGAGGCAGUUGCGGCUAUUUUUAUUGCGCAGCUACGAGGCUUAAGCCUAUCGUUUGGUAAUAUCGUUGCAAUCAGUAUAACAGCAACGGCAGCCAGUAUCGGGGCCGCUGGUAUCCCUCAGGCAGGUCUUGUAACGCUCGUCAUGGUCCUGGAUACAGUGGGUCUACCGGCGGAGGAUGUUUCACUUAUUAUCGCCGUGGAUUGGUUACUGGACCGUUUCAGAACGGUGGUCAAUGUGCUUGGUGAUUGUUUCGGCGCAGGUAUUGUUGCUCACUACAGCCAAAAAGAACUGGCUGCCAUUCCAGCGAAUGUUGUAAAUGGUAAGGUUCAACGAAACUCAGUGGUGCAUAGUACCGAAACGGUAUUGUUUGAAGAACGGUUGUAAUUGUAGAGAAUUAUAAAAUGUGGUAACCUAAUGAAUUCGGUACAGUUGACAAUGUAUCUCAGGCAAUUUUUCAGUUGUUUGUUCAGAAAGUGUAAGUGCACAUAUUCUCAUUUCAGAACUAUUAUUAUCGAUAGUGUUUCACUUUUUGGUUUUGCACUUCUUUGUGUGCCGAUUGAGGCUUGAACAGAGUGAUAAUUAUGAAUCCAAGGUCAAUUCAGGAAACGUUAGUAUUUAGAAGUGAGACUAGUUAUUAAUCCGUUAAUUAACAUACAUAUCAGUGAUAAAACUCAAUUUCAAAAUGUUAUUUUGUAUAAACUUUUAUGUCUCAUUGGUUUUAUUAUAAGAUAUAAUAUUAUGCGGUGCAACAUUACAUAAUAAAAAAUACUUUUCAACUACAAUUAUCUGGCCGCGAUAUAAUAAAUCUGAUACUACAGUACAAAUGCGAUAUGAUUCAUCCGUUAAAUCAACAAGAAGUAGGAAUUUACAAAAAAAAUAAAUUAUUAGUCGGGAAAAAAUAUUAAUCAAUUUUAUUACGUUUCAUUCUCAAAAUAUAUUAAAAAAAUUCAUCGUUUCUUUUUUUAAUAAUUUGUUUUUUAAAACUAUAAAAAAUGAAAUGAAAACGGAAAUCAAAUGAAAUGAAAAAAUAUAUUUUCAGAUAAAUUAUAUCACAAAAUUCCUCACCAGGCUUAGAAAAUCGAUGUAUUUGCUUCAAUCGUUAGAAUUACAUUAUCCCAGCUUAUGAAAGCCAUGUUUUCAAAAUUCCGUACACGAUCACAAAAAAAACAAUAAAUGCUAUGUCUUUUUUCUUUUUUAUUUCGACUAUGUUAGUCACAUUUUCUUUUCUACAUUUUAACGACAUUCAGACAUUAGCUAGAGAUUACUGUGUAGGGAAAGUUAUGAAAAUUAGAGCCAUAGUACUCAAUUGAGAGCAUGGAUGCGAAGCGAACAGAUCGGAAAACUAGAAGUGGCAGGGUCAUUAGAACAGGCUUAAUAUCGUACGGGCUUAUUUUUUUGUCUUCUGCUAAAGGAGGUCGAGCUUAGGCUGCAUAACUACGAAUCACCCGAGUUCACUAGCAUGUGUCCUGGUAUAGACAGACAGGGCAAUCUUUACCGUGACAACCGACAACCACGGUCGUCAUUUACAAUGUUGUCAUUUUCCAAUGUUAUCAACGCACUUACUGCCAAAAAAGGCCCAAGAAAUGGGUACUUUAUUAAAAAUGACCAAAUAAUUUUAAAUUUCAACUUUCAAUCACCAUAAUAGUUUAUCCUGUGCACUUUCACUUCUUUACUUCAGCACCGGCCUGACAAACAAUUUUUGAUCGAUUCUUGUUGAUUACAAUUGUAUCGGUAAUACAAAUGAUUGAACAAAAACUCUCCACUUAAAUGAAGUAAACAUCCUACCCUCCCUUUGCAAUAAAUAAAACAAUGGAAACGAAAAUCUACGGACUAUGUAUAGGUUAAAUAACUUGCAUAGUAUUGAUUACACUAGUUUGCUAGUGUGGGGUGAUUGCGCAAAAUUGAGUAAAAAGAUAUUUUCCAGGUCAAUUUUGGGUCACUGAAUACGAAAAUCGUAUCCAUUUUUAACAUAUUUUUUUACAAAGAUCAAAGAUUUUUGAGCGAGUUAGUAAAAUGACACAAUUAAUCCUCUGUUGGAAUUAAACGGAAGACAUCUACCUUAAAAGGAUUAAUUUCAAUUUUCUUUUACAAAUAAUCGUUUUUGAGAUGAAAAACGUGUUUUUUAUUUAUUUAUUUAUUGUCGUCAAACAAGAGUAGACUAUGCAGCACUAUGCAGCUUUUGGUCAAUAUGUCGGGAAUAUAUCUUCCGAUCGUUAUAACCACUCACUAUUAGGGUUAAGAGCGACCACAGUAAAAGAAAAGAUUUGUUUGGUAAUAUAAUUUAUUUUUAGUUGAUCUUUCAUAAAAAACACUUCAGGAAAAAAAUCUUUAUCAUACGUGGCAGAUAAACUAUUCACGUGAAUUUAAAUCCUAAGAUCAAAAUCAGAUAAAAACUGAUGAUGUAUUGAAGCACCGAGUUGGCCUUCCAUGGUAGAUCAGCGAAUGUUUUGCAUGUACAUGCACCGUAUUUUUAUUCUGUAUUCGUGUAAAUAAGAAAACCAAAGCAAAACGGCGGUACCAUCACAAUUUAUUUACUAAAUGUAAACAUGCUGUUUCAACAGACUUCGCAGCCCAGUCACAACAUACAGCAAAAAGCACAGUUGCACCCCGCAGUUUUUCAAAAAGACGAUGUUUAAAAUAUAAAGACACGCGGAGAAAAAAACAGUAAAUUUGGCUGCUCGGUUUUCCAAGAUAUUUUGUCUGUUAUUUUUGGCAACCAGGAAUAUUGCGUACACUGAGAAACAAAAAUAUGCCUAGUUAGCAUACUUUCUAUUCCCGUCUCUUUUCUUCUGCUGUGAUUUUUAUGCAUUUUCAUGCAUAUACUCUUAGUAAGCAUUCAAUGAGUGGAUAGACCGAAUAUGUGCAAUGCAUACAAUUUACAACAGAAGAAACGAGAGGCAGAUAGAAAAGUAUGCUAUCGAUGCACAAAUAAAAUUCUGCGUGUACAGGCAGAAGAAUCAGGCCUCUUUGAAACAACAAAACGUUUAGUCGAAUUGCAAACUUGACGAAUGACUGUUUCAAACUGAAAUGGGCGUUUCUCGAAAGCACGUAUUUGAUUUAGUUCAACAAAUACAUCUGUUUGCAUUUUAAAUAGAAACAUUGUUGAAACAAAAUAAAAUUUGUUAGAUCUAACUGUUCCCUUUGUUAAAAACC